AGCCUAUACCUUACAAAGAGACUCGAGAGGAAGCGACUCACUGACCCAGAGACAGUAGGAGAGACGGGAGGGGGGAGAGCUAGCAGACCUCAAUGGAAAAGGCAGUAGAAGAGCUAGAGCGAGUGCAAACCCAGAUCCUCCAUCGCAUCUCAAAACUUGAGCUCUCUUUCUCAUCCCAUGACCUCUCUGCAUCUUCCCUCCUCGCUCCUCUUCCCUUCUCCCACGCUGUCUGCGACACCCAAGCUCGCCUCUCCUCCAUCCUCCGUACCAACGGCGUCAACGACUUCUCUUUCAAAAAGGUCCCUUCCGAUUACUACGAUUGGCCCCUCGAAUCACGAAGAGACGCCCUCGCCGCACCCACCAUUCAGCAUCUCUGCAAAAGCAUCGUCUUGGUUAACACUAAAGCCCAGACGAAUGUAAUUGAUUGUAGCGAUCGAAACAAUUCAAAGUAUUAUGUUGUUGUUGUUCAGUAUACUGCUCGAUUCAAUGCUGAAACUGUUAAAAACUUUCUGUAUUUGCUCAACAACGGAAAGAUAGCUAAAAAGAAAUUCAACAUGAGGCUUGCUCCUGAGGAGACUUCAGUGGAGCUAACUGGAUAUGAACACAAUGCAGUGACAUGUAUUGGCAUGAAAACAGAAAUUCCGCGGUUUCAGGUGAUUUUGGAUGAAGCAAUUGUAAAACUUCACCCUGAUUUCUUCUGGUUGGGUGGUGGGGAGGUUGAUCUCAAGCUAGGGAUCAGGACCUCGGAAUUCAUCGACUAUGUGAAACCUUUCAUCGUCAACUGCAGUAGCAGUUGAUUACCUGAGAUGAACCAUCAUCAAACUCAUUAGAGCACAAGUAAAUCUUAGAUGACUGCCCAGUGGAGUCUGAAGCAGGCCAUUCUUCAGCUGCUGUUAAAAAUCCAUUGAUUUUUGCAUGUCACCCAUUUUUGGUGCAAUGAAAAUUUUGCUUUUUGGAGCUGGUGUUUUUUUUUCCCCCUUUGUGGGCACUUAGUGAUACAACAUCACGUCAUUCCUAGUUUCUGGAACUUGAUGAAAGCUGCAUCUUUACUUGUCAUAAAGAUGAAAACAAAUUUAUUUAAAAUUGACUUGCAUUGUAAAGUUAAGAGACAUUUCUAAUGAUUUUCAACAUACCAUUUCAAUUGUCAUGGACAGCAGCAAUCAUUCUCUAGAUCCUUAAUUUAUCAAGUUAAAAAUAAAAACCUUUUUAUUGGAUGUGAACUUUUUAAUACGCUGGUAAUCUCGCGCACACAAGAUCAAUGGGUAUAAUUUUAUGGUUCCCAUAAAGCCUUUUCAACAUUUUAAAGCACCUUGAUGACAGAACAAAACAUCAAAAACAAGAGUGACUGCAUGAUACUGCCUAAAAACAAGAGUUUCAACCUGCACAUAUAUAUACCUUGGAUAGAAUAAAAAUAGAAGCUCGGUUUUUGCAUGUACGCAAAAUACUCGAAAUUACAUUGAAUAAGGCAAUGGUGAUGGCAACAGGAAAAUGAAAUAUGAUGAAAAAAAAAAUAUAUAUAUAUAUAUA
Molecule: messenger RNA, 1527 nt
Organism: Carya illinoinensis
Lineage: Eukaryota; Viridiplantae; Streptophyta; Magnoliopsida; Fagales; Juglandaceae
Exons: 5
Coding region: 93-797 (234 amino acids)
Molecular function (GO): aminoacyl-tRNA deacylase activity
Source: RefSeq, a predicted model, not a curated record